This is a messenger RNA of Microstroma glucosiphilum, 1386 nucleotides long. RefSeq lists its product as hypothetical. Gene Ontology annotation, biological process: ubiquitin-dependent protein catabolic process; protein polyubiquitination; positive regulation of proteasomal ubiquitin-dependent protein catabolic process. The record is from RefSeq and is a predicted model, not a curated record. NCBI's taxonomy places the organism in Eukaryota, Fungi, Basidiomycota, Exobasidiomycetes, Microstromatales, Microstromataceae. The transcript has 2 exons. The annotation marks the transcript as partial. Gene Ontology annotation, molecular function: ubiquitin protein ligase activity; ubiquitin conjugating enzyme binding; zinc ion binding. Gene Ontology annotation, cellular component: ubiquitin ligase complex; cytoplasm.
GAGUGCGCCGCCCUCCAAGACGACGAGCUGGUGGCGCUCGAGGCAAUCUACCCUCCUGAGCAGCUGAGAAUCGUUCGGAAGAGUGGCGAACGGCAGACAGAGGUCACCUUCAAUGUUCCUGUCUCUCUUCACAAAGAGACGGAUGUGUAUAUACAAGUCGAUGGGAAGCCAGGGGAGGAUCUGCCGCCACUACGCUUGCUGCACCUACCGCCACUGGCCCUUACGGUCUCGCUACCUCCUUUAUACCCACUCCAAGAGCCGCCGCGCAUCGUAAGGCUAGCUGCCCCAUGGAUCUCAGACGUCAGCUCUUCUCGGGCACAGUGGGUCAGACAGAGGCUGUUGGAGCAGUGGCAAGAGGUACAGGGCGAGGUUCUUUGGACAUAUGGCGAAUGGGCUCGCGAAGGAUGGGUAGACGAGACCUUGCGCUCUCGGUCCAAUUCACCCUUCUCGAAUGGUAAGACUUCUAAAGGUCUGUACUUUCAACAUUCGAACCACAACACUGCUCCAUCAAAGACCGGGACCCCUCUCACUCGGCCUCUGGGGGACACCCUGUCAGCGUACGACCGCCUGGCUCGCCAAUCUGCCUUCGGCAAGGAACGCUUCCUAUGCUCCAUCUGCUUAGAAGCAAAGAGAGGCGAGGCCUGCACAAGAAUUGAAGCUUGUGGUCACGUCUUCUGUAGAGAGUGUCUGCUGGACUACCUCACCUUGCAUCUUACUGAGGGCUCGCUGAGACUAGCUUUGUCCUGUCCGGAUGCCUCGUGCGUCUCUUCAAAAGCUCUCCUCAAAGCCGGUUCAAUCAGUGUUUCCGAGCUCUCGGACUUUCUGAAGGAGACGCCAAGCCUUCUCACUCGUCUUCGCUUCCUUGAAGAAAAGGAAGCAGCCGAGGCCGAUCCUACCGCCGUACCUUGUCCUCGCCCGGACUGCCAAACACUGACGCCGAAGGACGCAAGUAACGACAAUAGCUCACGAUGGGAGGCAUUUCGACAGUGCCGUACUUGCUCGUACUCGUUCUGCGUAUGGUGCCGUAAGACAUGGCAUGCGCCAUCCCCGUGCUCACUCCCUUCUACGAGCUCACUUCUGGACAAGUACGCUGCUGCUACACCGGAGGUUCGCAGAGCUCUCGAAGCACGAUAUGGUCGCAAGAAUCUUCUACGGUUGAAAGCGCAAUAUGAGGAGGAAAAGGCGAAUCAGGAGUGGCUCAAGGGCAAGACGCAAGCAUGUCCACACUGUUCCUCUCGCAUCGAAAAGUCACUCGGAUGCAACCACAUGACUUGUCAGCACUGUCAGUCGCAUUUUUGCUACCUUUGUGGAAGUAGGCUGAAUGCUGCGCAUCCCUAUCAGCAUUUCAACACGCCCGGCUCGCCGUGCUUCAAUCGACUGUUCGAU